GAGUGGCACUUUUUAAAAGUGCAGCCGGAGGCCCAGCGCGUCGUCCCCCCCGUCCGCACCGUCGGGUCCCCCAGCUUCGCGUGUCCCCCCGAGUCUGCACACGGCCAGCAUCAUGCCUGUCAAAGGCGGCACCAAGUGCAUCAAAUACCUGCUCUUCGGGUUCAACUUCAUCUUCUGGCUGGCCGGCAUUGCGGUCCUGUCCAUCGGACUGUGGCUCCGAUUCGACUCUCAGACCAAGAGCAUCUUCGAGCAAGAUAAUAACCACUCCAGCUUCUACACAGGCGUCUACAUUCUGAUCGGAGCGGGCGCCCUGAUGAUGCUGGUGGGCUUCCUGGGCUGCUGUGGCGCUGUCCAAGAAUCCCAGUGCAUGCUGGGGUUGUUCUUCGGAUUCCUCCUGGUGAUCUUUGCCAUCGAGAUCGCUGCGGCUAUCUGGGGCUAUUCGCACAAGGAUGAGGUGAUUAAGGAGGUCCAGAAGUUUUACAAGGACACCUACAGCAAGCUAAAGAACAAGGAUGAACCCCAGAGGGACACUCUGAGAGCCAUUCACGCUGCGUUGAACUGCUGCGGUCUGAUUGGAGGUGUGGAGCAAUUUAUCUCAGACAUCUGCCCCAAAAAAGAACUUUUGGACAACAUCCAAGUUAAGCCCUGCCCCGAUGCCAUCCAAGAGGUCUUCGACAGCAAGUUCCACAUCAUCGGCGCGGUGGGCAUUGGCAUCGCCGUGGUCAUGAUUUUCGGCAUGAUUUUCAGUAUGAUUUUAUGUUGUGCCAUUCGGCGGAACCGGGAGAUGGUGUAGAUUCAGCUGGCAGACACCUGAGCAGGAGCCUUCCCCCCGAUAGCGUUGUUGCUUGUUUUUAUUCUGGUUGCUGUCCUUGGCUUUGGUGUUGUUUGU
This is a messenger RNA of Dipodomys ordii (Ord's kangaroo rat), 889 nucleotides long. It is a transcript of the gene Cd9, whose product is annotated as CD9 molecule. The record is from RefSeq and is a predicted model, not a curated record. The transcript has 8 exons. Gene Ontology annotation, cellular component: membrane. NCBI's taxonomy places the organism in Eukaryota, Metazoa, Chordata, Mammalia, Rodentia, Heteromyidae. Bases 113 to 793 code for a protein of 226 amino acids.